AAAGCUUGGAAAAGACGCUCUUGACUUUCGCGCGGUCGGUUACCACCGGCCAGCGCCUCCGAGCUCUCGCCGGCGAUCGACUGUCGGGCUAACCGCGCACUGCGUUCCGGCGUUUUCCGCGAGCGAGGGUCGUGGGAAGGUUUCCGCAGAUGGAGGAGCCGCCACUCCCGACGGAGGGAGAAGGUUCGCAGCCCGGUACAGCGGCGUCGGGUCCGGAGAAGGACCCCGCGAUUUUCAGCGCCCGGACCGUGUCCAUCGACUACUACAUGGCGCGCCCGAUCCCGGGCGUCGAUGUUUGUUACAGCAGCUUUCAAGGUGAAAAAGUGAAUGAGGUUCCUGUAAUAAGAGUAUAUGGUUCAACUCCUGCUGGUCAAAAAACUUUCUUACAUGUGCAUAAGGCUUUACCCUAUUUGUAUGUACCAUGUACAGAUAUUCCUAUCCAUCCAACGUCUGAAGGGGAUGCAUUUACAAAUGCUGUCUCUCUAGCCAUGGAGAAAGCCUUGAAGGGAGGGGCAGUAUUUGACAGAAGUUUGCAGCCGCAUGAAUCGCAUAUUCCCUAUCUGCUUCAGUUUCUGGUUGACUAUAACUUAUUUGGGAUGGGUCUUCUUCAUAUAAUGAGAAUAAGGUUUCAACAUCCAAUACCAGAUAUUUUUGCUCCAAAGAUAUGUAGUGAUAAUGAUCAAGGAAGACAGGUGAUGGCAAAGCCAUAUUGCAUGUUUGCUGCUUUUAAGUCAUAUUUAUCUUCUCUUAUAUGGCGGAUGCCAUACAAGACCGUCUUUCUUUUUAUGCUUCAUAUUGUAUAUGGUUUUCAUGGUAUACAGGUUGACUCGGGUAGGGAUGCCCACCUGGAGAGACUCCUGUUUGGAUAUCAUCUACGAUCCCAGGAAGUUGGAGGUGGCAGCCUCUGGUUUUGCCCUCGUAAUUGUUCACCUUCUUCUUCGUUGAGAUUGAUGAGCGAGAUUGUGAGGGGCGACGACGCACUCGACGACGGGCUCGACGGAGGUUGGCGUGAGGCCGGUGUGGUCACGGCAACCGUCACCGGCCAGUGGCAUGACCUCGGUGACCCUCGGGAGUCGCAUCGCCGCGACCUUUAG
This is a messenger RNA of Eucalyptus grandis, 1094 nucleotides long. RefSeq lists its product as uncharacterized. NCBI's taxonomy places the organism in Eukaryota, Viridiplantae, Streptophyta, Magnoliopsida, Myrtales, Myrtaceae. The record is from RefSeq and is a predicted model, not a curated record. The coding region runs from base 150 to 1094 and encodes 314 amino acids. Gene Ontology annotation, molecular function: DNA-directed DNA polymerase activity. Gene Ontology annotation, biological process: double-strand break repair via homologous recombination; error-prone translesion synthesis. Gene Ontology annotation, cellular component: zeta DNA polymerase complex; nucleus. The transcript is spliced from 8 exons.